Messenger RNA from Bufo bufo (common toad), 794 nucleotides. RefSeq names its product transmembrane protein 147 (gene TMEM147). Lineage: Eukaryota; Metazoa; Chordata; Amphibia; Anura; Bufonidae. The transcript has 7 exons. The record is from RefSeq and is a predicted model, not a curated record. The coding region runs from base 2 to 679 and encodes 225 amino acids.
CAUGACGCUUUUUCAUUUCGGGAAUUGCUUUGCUUUGGCCUAUUUCCCGUACUUUAUCACAUACAAAUGCAGCGGCCUGUCGGAGUACAGCGCCUUCUGGAGAUGUGUCCAGGCCGGAGCCACCUACCUGUGUGUGCAGCUCUGCAAGAUGCUUUUCUUGGCAACAUUUUUCCCGACCUGGGAAGGAGCUGUCGGAGCCUACGACUUUAUUGGGGAAUUCAUGAAGGCCACGGUUGAUCUGGCCGACCUGUUGGGUUUGCAUUUGGUGAUGUCUCGGAACGCGGGGAAAGGCGAGUACAAGAUAAUGGUGGCAGCGAUGGGAUGGGCGACUGCCGAACUUGUCAUGUCAAGGUGUCUUCCUCUUUGGGUCGGUGCCCGAGGUAUUGAAUUUGACUGGAAGUACAUCCAGAUGAGCAUUGAUUCCAACAUCAGCCUGGUGCACUACAUGGCGGUGGCGGCCCUGGUCUGGAUGUGGACGCGCUACGAUCUUCCUGCUCACUUCCGGCUGCCUGUCACAGUCCUCUUGGGGCUCAGCAUGUACAAGGCCUUCCUCAUGGACUGCUUUGUGCACAUUUUCUUACUGGGCAGCUGGACGGCUCUGCUCCUGAAGGCGGUGACCACCGGCGUCCUGUCCCUGAGCUGCCUCACGCUCUUUGUAAGUCUCGUCCACGGUAACUGAGCCCCUCCUGCCGACUCUUCAAGAAGAUGUGAACAUGGGGGUGGGGAGAGCUUUCUAUGUUAUUCUACUUUAAAUUAAUUUCAUAAAACCUUUAUAAUAAAAGAUCGGACCAAUC